AUGGAAGAUUAAGUUAAGAGAUUAUAAAGUCUUGUUGAACAUUUUUAUAGAAAGAGUAAAAUAAACCAUUUUAAACUUGAUUCUGAAUGCUAUGAAGUAUUUUCAGAAUGUAUAAUUAUUGUACAAAAGGAAAUUAGUAUUGAGUUUGGCAAUGUCAUGGAUAAAUUAUUUAAUCUCAUUAGAGAAAUGUUGGAAACAGCAUAAUCUCAAAUUAAACCACAUCCUGAACCUAAAUAAAUUUUAUUGACUCCUUAAAUUCCUGAUUUUAUUAAUGCACUCUAAUUAGGAAGUGUUUCCAUUUUCGACUAAUUAGGUACACCAUAAUAAAUUAAAACAUAUCAACAAAUUCCUUGGAGUGAUUAUAAAUGUAGAGGCUAAGGAACUAAAAAUUUAAGAACUUAUUAAGAUGUAGGUACUAGCACUAUUAUCGAUUAUUAUUAAAAUUGUUAGAAAGCAUCAAGUGAUCUGUUGAGAAGAGAAGAAGAAAUGAGAGAAUGGUUAGAGUUUACUAAUGAUACAAUAUCUAUGUUAAGUGAAGCAUUGGCUAAUAAAAAAUAAUUAGAUAUUGAAUUUUAGGGUAAGCCAGAAGAAUUAGAUUUAGUAAUAUCAGAUAUUCAAUUUAAAAGGCUUAAUUUAGAAUAGUUAUUAAAGUCAGUGAAUUUAGAAAAUUAAGGUGUUCAGAAUUAUGAUCAUACUGUUUAAUUUCUAUUAUAACAUAUUCAUCAUAUAUAAUAGUAGACAGCCAUCGCUAUAAUUCAUCGAUAUAAAUAAAAACAUUAAGAAAAAGAAAAGUAAUAAUAAAUGAUUAAUGAAAUGAAGGGUAAAUUAAAGAAAAAAACAAAUAAUAAUAAAGAAGAUUGUCGUUGUUCGUAAUAUGUGAAUGAAAUUAUGGUAUUAAAAAAUAAAUUAGAAUAAGCAUAAAAUGAAAUUUAGAAAAAAGAUAACUAAUUAUUAGAACUCUAAGUAAUUAAUGAUUAGAAAGAUAUGUAAUGUAAAAUAAUGUAGAGUUAACUCUAAUAACUUGAAAGUGAAAAAUCUGAAUUCAAAUAAAAAUUAGAUAAUAUUGUUAGAGAAUAUUCAAAAUUAGUUAAAAAGAAUAGUGAUAGAGAUAGAGGAUAAGUUUCAUCUAGUAGUAAUGAUGAAAUCUUAAUAAAUACAGUAUAAGGGAAUCCUAGAACUACUAGUAGAGAAUAAUCUUAGUAAAAAUAAUAAAUAUUUUUAACACCAAAAGAUACCUACAAUAUAUAAAAGAAGACUUAAUAAAUGGAAAGACUAGUUAAAUUAGUUAAUGUUUUAGAUGGAAACAAUUAAACAAGAAGAUUAACAUAGAUGCAAUUUAUAUUAGAAUAGAAGGCUAGUUCUUAAAUUCAUGAAUUGGCUGAUUUAAUAAGGGAUAUUGAAGAAAAUGAUUUAUUAUAAAAUGACAAUAUAGACAACAGUUAAAUUUCAAACAAUAUAGAUCCACCAUCAUCAAUGAGAAACUUAGAAAAUAAAUUUAAAUAAAAUAAUCUUAGUAAAAAUUUACUUUAAAAUUCAUUUGAAAUUGAAACUAAUAAUGAUAAACCUGCAAUUAAAGUUAGUAUACCAACAGAAUAAUAAUCAUAUUAAUAAUAAAUAACAAGUAGUAGAAAUAUGUCAUCUGCUAGUAGCAAUUAAAAAAAGAUAGAUUCAUUUGGAUAAUUAACAAAUAAAAUGGAUGUUCUUAAGAUUGGAAAUACAUCCACUUUAAAUUAAUUAUCACCACAUUAUCCAUUAUCAAAAGCAAAAUCAUCUCAAAAUAUUAAUAUGAACAGAUAGAAUUCUAUAAAAUAAGAAAAAAAAUAAUUACAUAUAAAAUAGAGUGAUUCUAAAAAAGAUUUAAAGGAUUAAUAAGUAUAGACAGAUUUAAUAAUGAUAUCAGAUUAGAUAGAAAAAUAAUAUAAUCCAUAAUAAGAAAAUGAAUAAAUAGAUAAUUAGAAAUAAUAAUAAGGAUCUUUUAGUAAGAUGAAUUCAUAACAUUAAUUGACUACAAGUAGUACUUGCAAUUUCAAUUCUGCUGGAACCAUGGGAUUAGGUAAUCUUAUAUCCCCUAUUCAAUCAACUACUAAUUCCAAUCUACCUUCUCCUCGAAAUCAAUAAUCAUCUCAUUAAACAAAUGUAUUCCCUUCUCCAUCAUCUUCAAUACACAAAAGUAAAAUACAAAGUCUGAAACUUGAAUAGGAAUAAUUUUCAACAUAACUUUACAAUAGUUAAUUGAAAGAUCAAAAGAAUUUAACAAAGAGAAAAUCUUUGAAAUAAAAAAUAUAUGAAUAAUAAGAGGAAAAACAUUGGAAUUAGUAACAUAGAAGAAUGUACACUACAGCAGGUACACAAUCAUAAAAUACUUCACCUCGUGAGUAUUAUACUCCUAGGAAUAAAACAAAAGAUGAUCUUGUUUUAAAUAAAUUGUAAUAGGAUUAUGAUGAUAAAUAACAAGAGGAGAAAAUAUUUUAUGAUCAAAUUUCAAAUGAGAUACCUGAAUAGAAUGAAUAAGAUAUUAUUUAAAAGGCAAUUAACAGAACUCCAGGAUACGAAUUAGCUUAAGAAAUAAAUGAUAAAAUUUUAGAGUCUAUGUUUGGAAACUUAAAUAAGACUCCAGAUAUAGUUGAGAUGAUUAUCAAAUUAAGUAAGAAUGGUUAAUUGAAUUUUAAUGAAUUCAAAAGAUUUAUUAAUAGGAUGCAAGCAUUCCAUAAAAGAUGUGGUAGAGAUUGUAAUCAUUUAAUGAGGUAUUUGAUUUGUUUUUAUUAGUUUUUUAGAUUUUAUUUGAGAUUAGGUUUCGUAUCGAUGAAGUACCUAAAUAAGAGAAGAAUGUUAAAAUUGGGCAAGCCGACGGUUCUUCCUGGUUUCAAAUGA
Molecule: messenger RNA, 2871 nt
Organism: Paramecium pentaurelia
Lineage: Eukaryota; Ciliophora; Oligohymenophorea; Peniculida; Parameciidae
Source: the annotation of a GenBank genome assembly